Molecule: messenger RNA, 948 nt
Organism: Candida dubliniensis CD36
Lineage: Eukaryota; Fungi; Ascomycota; Pichiomycetes; Serinales; Debaryomycetaceae
Product: putative pantetheine-phosphate adenylyltransferase
Exons: 1
Coding region: 1-948 (315 amino acids)
Biological process (GO): coenzyme A biosynthetic process
Molecular function (GO): dephospho-CoA kinase activity
Source: RefSeq, a predicted model, not a curated record
AUGUUAAAUCCAGUAAUAUUUAUUAAAGAUCCUAUCAAAUAUGAUUAUUCACAAUUUAUUAUUUCUUUACUUCCCAAAUUUAUUAAUUGUAAUCGUAUUGAUUUAGUUAUACUUUCUCAAAUCAAUGAAUCAAAUCAAUUGAAUGAUAUCUUAUAUUUUUAUUAUCAAUUAAUUCGUAACCAUAAGGAUGAUGAAAAUGAUGGGUUUAUGUUUGAUUAUCGAUUUGAAAUUAAUAUAUUAUUUAAUUUAUCACAAAAGAAAUUGAAUCAAUUAUCUUUAAAUAAUUGGAAUCAUGGAUAUAGUAUUAAUGAAUUAUCUUUGUCAUUGUCAAUACCAAUUACUCAAAUAUCAAACAUUGAAAUCCCUCCAAUAAUCCAAUCAAGUUCAAAUAUCGACAAUGAUAAUGGUGCAGUGACUAGGAGAUAUUAUCAACAAUUUAAAACUACAGCUGUUGGAGGAACAUUUGAUCAUUUACAUGAUGGUCAUAAAAUUUUAUUAUCAAUGGCAAAUUUUUUAACUUCAACAAAAUUAAUUAUUGGUAUAACUGAUGAAAAUUUAUUAAUUAAUAAAAAAUUUAAAUCUCAAUUACAAAAUUAUCAAAAUAGACAAAAUUUAGUUAUAAAAUUUAUAAAUUUAUUAAUUGAACCUGAGAAAUUUUUUGAAAUUUAUAAAAUUAAUGAUAUUUGUGGUCCAACUGGUUAUAUAAAUGAUAUUGAUAAUUUAAUAAUAUCUCAAGAAACUAAAUCUGGUGGAGAAUUUGUUAAUAAAUUUCGUAAAGAUCAUGGAUUUAAAUUAUUAGAUAUCACAAUAAUUAAAGUCAUAGGUGGUGGUGGUGGAGGAGAUGAUAAUGGUAAUAAUGUUGAUGAAAAAAAUUCAUGGAAAGGGAAAUUAAGUUCAACUGAUAUUAGAGAACGAGAAUAUAAUCGAUUAUUGAAUCAAAAAUCUUGA